UAUCUAAUAUCAGAAUGGAAAAAUAACUUUAAAUAGCAAAAUAAAGGGCUAUAUAAAUUAAGGGAGAUAGAUAUGAUGUGGAAUUCACUUAUGAAAUUAAUGGGGAAAUUAAAAAUGAUAAAACUUGUUAUGGUAUGAAAACUGUAGGAGAUUUAAUGAAUAGCAUCCUAAAAAAUCAAUUUGCACAUAACUUAUGGCCUUUUGAUUCAACUAAUAAUUUAUUAGGUUAUGAUAUGUUAUUAGUUGAAGUAAAACAUAUUUCUAUUAAACCACUAAAUGAAUGUAUUUAUUUCUAUUAAGCUAGAGGAUAUGAUAUUUGUGCAUUUUAUUGUAAAUAAUACUACUUAAACUUUCCUUUUUAAUAAAAAAUUAGUAACUCUUAGAGAUGUAAUUAUAAAAUUAAAUUUUAGGCUAUCUAAGACUAUAAUAAAGAUAAAGAAAGUGCCCUCAAAAUUGAAAAUUACAAAUUAUUUGAAUUUACGGGAAAACAAAUUAAUGAAGAAAAUAUAGAUAUGCAUCUAUUUAAAAUGAUAAAUGGAGAACAAGGAUAUAUAAAAUAGCUUGUUUAGUGA
Molecule: messenger RNA, 572 nt
Organism: Paramecium sonneborni
Lineage: Eukaryota; Ciliophora; Oligohymenophorea; Peniculida; Parameciidae
Source: the annotation of a GenBank genome assembly